Molecule: messenger RNA, 2496 nt
Organism: Talaromyces stipitatus ATCC 10500
Lineage: Eukaryota; Fungi; Ascomycota; Eurotiomycetes; Eurotiales; Trichocomaceae
Product: differentiation regulator (Nrd1), putative
Exons: 1
Coding region: 1-2496 (831 amino acids)
Biological process (GO): mRNA splicing, via spliceosome
Cellular component (GO): cytoplasmic stress granule
Molecular function (GO): mRNA binding
Source: RefSeq, a predicted model, not a curated record
AUGCUCGCCAUGCAAACUGCGGAUUCUAAAAACUCGCGUUUACCGUCGAUGUCGAAAUUCUCCGGAUUCAACGCAGACCAGACUGGCUUCUCUCACGGCGCCUUCAAUUCAAACAAUCCUUCUGUGCAAAGCUUCGGAAACCGCGAUUCUCGACGAGCUAAUAUCCCUUCUAUAAAUACUGGACUUCACAGCGGUAACGACCUCGGAUCUGGUUUCGAUAUGAACGUUACACCCUUGCUCCCUUCCCAGCUUCUGCUCGGAAGUCCCUUCCAACCCGGUACCCCUUCCGCUUUUGCCUCCCCUCAAUUUACCAACUUUGGCGGAUUUUCUCAGGCAAAUUCUGCGCAUAACCAAAAUGCUCAGAACACUUUGACUAGUCCAACCCAGGCGCAACAAAAUGCUUUGUCUCCUCAAUUAUAUCCCGGUUUGGUUUCUGCAGAUGGUUUUGCUGGAUCUCAGCUGUUGGGAGGGCCACAGUCGCCAAUUGGUGGGUUCCCUGGUUUGACAAAUGCUACUUUUGGUGCAUCUAACGCUUCGGUCCACCUCGGACCGCAAAUGCUUUCAGGCACCAGCCGCACUGUGUACCUUGGCAACAUCCCGGCGGAAACGUCGGCAGAAGAGAUUCUGAACCACGUUCGCAGCGGCCAAAUCGAGUCUGUUCGCUUGCUACCAGACAAGAACUGCGCGUUCAUCUCGUUCCUCGACAGUAGCUCUGCGACGCACUUUCACUCCGAUGCUAUCCUCAAAAAGUUGUCAAUCAAGGGCAACGAUAUUAAGAUUGGCUGGGGUAAACCUUCUCAGGUCCCAACUUCCGUUGCCGUAGCAGUUCAGCAGUCAGGCGCGUCUCGGAAUGUUUACCUGGGCAGUCUCCCAGAAGAUAUCACAGAGGAUGAACUCCGCGAAGAGCUAGGAAAGUUUGGUCCUAUCGACACCGUCAAGCUCGUCAAGGAAAAGGCCAUCGGUUUCGUCCAUUUCUUGUCCAUCAGCAACGCCAUUAAAGCCGUCGCACAACUCCCUCAAGAGGCCAAAUGGCAAGCUCCUCGACGAGUUUUCUACGGAAAGGACCGCUGUGCCUAUGUGUCAAAGACUCAACAGCAAAACGCCGCUCAGUACCUUGGUAUCGCUCCUGGCUACGCUCACGUUCUCAACAGUGCAGACCGUGAUUUGAUCUCUAAUGCGCUCGCCCAGCAAUCGGUUGCUGCAGCCGCUGUUGCAACCACUGCUGGUGGCGUCAACAAUCUCGGAAAUCGUACCAUCUAUUUGGGUAACAUUCACCCAGAGACCACUAUCGAAGAAAUUUGCAAUGUGGUCCGCGGUGGUCUGUUGCACCAUAUCCGUUAUAUCCCUGACAAGCAUAUCUGCUUUGUCACUUUUAUUGACCCUACUUCUGCCGCUUCGUUUUAUGCUCUCAGCAACCUUCAGGGGUUGAUGAUCCAUAACAGACGGCUUAAGAUUGGCUGGGGUAAGCACUCCGGCGCUCUCCCUCCAGCCAUCGCUUUGGCAGUCAGUGGAGGAGCUUCGCGAAACGUAUAUAUCGGCAAUUUGGACGAGACAUGGACCGAGGAGCGUCUUCGUCAGGACUUUUCAGAGUACGGCGAGAUUGAGCUUGUCAAUACUCUGAGAGAAAAGAGCUGUGCUUUUGUGAACUUUACAAACAUCGCCAACGCUAUCAAGGCUAUUGAAGGCAUGCGAAGCCGCGAGGAAUACAAGCGCUUUAAAAUCAACUUCGGCAAAGACCGAUGCGGCAAUGCUCCUCGUCAAGUAAAUAACAACAAUCAACAACAGAACCGGAAUGGUCUUGAAGAGCAGUCACCAUCUCCUUUGAACGGUUUCAAGCAGAGCAGUAGUCAGAACGGCUCUCAGCCUAGCCCGACCCGACCAGCCUUGUCCCCGGCUCCAGGAUCGACAGGCUCCCAGGGUGGACAGCAAAAUCGACCUCUGCAGAACCUAGCAUCUCCUUCAUCCAUUCUGAACACUGGAAAUAACAAUCCCUUGACGAUGUACCUGAAUCAUGUUUCUCAGCAGGGACAAGAUCAGGAGAGCCGCUUGACGGAUCCCAUCACUUUGGCGACUCUUCAGCAACAGCAACAACAGGCUCUUGCCAAUCAGCAGGCAGCUUUAUACAAUGGAGCAGCCUCGAACGAGAUACCCAAUGGCUCGAUCGAGAGCUCUAUCAAUCAACGAAAGCCAUCUAACGGCUUUUUGAACGUUGCCAACGGCCACGCCGGAUCUACCCACAGCUCUGCCAACAGCCUCAGUGUUCCUCGAAUUCAGCAUUCUCGAGCUGUCAGUCUUCCUUCGUUCUCCCAAGAACCCUUCGGACCAAAUGUCGGCCAGCCUUCUCACGGCCGCUCCGGGUUGUCUCACCAGCCUCAGGGAAGCUUCUCCAGCUUUAGCUCCGCACUCAGCGGAUUGAACCACAGCGGGUUUGGUCUAGCUAUUCAGAAUGAGUCGUCUCUUCCUGGCUGGGCUGAAGAGGAGAUUGGAGCGAAAUAG